CAUCUACCGUUACGCACUCGGAACCAGACAUAACGCAAUAUGAAGACGACCUCUUUGCUCUUUUUCAUCUCUUUAUUCAUCAACGGUGUGUUUGGUGAUGAAGUGAAGUCAGUGUCAGUGAUGGAGGGAGAUUCUGUUACUCUACACACUGAUAUAAAUGAAAUACAGACAGAUGAUCUAAUCAUAGUAUGGACAUUUGGGACUCAAAAAACUGGUAUAGCUAAAAUCAAUAGAGAAGCCAAUACAGUCUCAAUAACUGAUGAUGUUCUUGAUGGGAGAUCCAGAGGCAGACUGCAUGUGAAUAAUCAGACUGGAGAUCUCACCAUCACAAACAUCACAACUAAUCACACUGGACUUUAUGAAGUACAGAUCACUGUCGGAAGUAAGAUAAUACAAAAGAGUUUCAAUGUUAAUGGUGUGGUCGGUGCAGGUGGAGUGAAGUCAAUGUCAGUGAUGGUGGGAGAUUCUGUUACUCUACACACUGAUGAUCCUGAUAUCAAGAAAUAUGAUGUGAUACAGUGGAGGUUUCAACAUGAAAACUCUCCUCUAGCUGAACUCAACAGAAACACUGCUCUCUUCUCUACAUUUGAUGAUGUUCAUGAUGGGAUAUUUAAAGACAAACUGCAGCUGGAUGUUAAGACUGGAUCUCUCGGCAUCAGAAACAUCAGAACCAAACACUCUGGACUUUAUGAAGUAGAUAUCAUUAGCAGCAGCACUUAUACCAUACAUCAGUCAUUCACUGUUACUGUCAGUGAUAAAAUAAAGUCGGUGUCUGUGAUCGUGGGAUAUCCUGUUACUCUACAGACUCAUCCAACUGACAUACAGAGGGAUGAUCACAUACUGUGGAUGUUUUUACCCGAUGACUCUCUGAUAGCUCAAAUAUAUAAACUAAACAAUCUGUUCAGUACAUAUGAUGGUGAGGAAGGGAGAUUCAGAGGCAGAGUGAAGCUGAAUGAUCAGACUGGAGAUCUCACCAUCAGUGACAGCAAAACUGAACACACUGGACUUUAUGAAGUAAAGAUGAACAUCAGAAGACGAUCCAUUCAGAGGAGAUUCAAUGUUUAUGUCAGUGAGCGAGGUCUGUCUUCAGGUGCUAUAGCAGGAAUAUCUGUUAUCUCCCUGCUUGCUGCUGCUGCUGUUGUUGCUCUGAUUUACUAUCGCCAUAAGAUUGCUGAAUUGGGUAAAACAAAAACAUUGGAAGUGAAUGAAGAAGAAUCUGUCGAUCUCAAAACUGAAGUUACUGACAUAGAGAAAGAUGAUCUGAUAGAGUGGAGAUUUAAAGAAACGCUCAUAGCUGAAAUCAGUCCUGCCAACAAUCCUAUCAUAUAUCAUGGUGAUACAGGUCUAUUCAGAGAUAAACUGGAGCUGAAUCGUCAUACUGGAGAUCUCACCAUCAAUGACAUCAGACAAAAACACACUGGAGUUUAUAAACUGAAGAUCAUCAGAGGAGGAAAAACAUCAUACAAGAGAUUCAAUGUGAUUCUCAGAGAUGAAACAAAAACAUUGGAAGUGAAUGAAGAAGAAUCUGUCGAUCUGAAAACUAAAGUUACUGACAUACAGAGAGUUGAUCUGAUAGAGUGGAGAUUUGGAGAAACUCUCAUAGCUGAAAUCAAACCUUUCAAACAAGGUUGUAGUAUAUAUCGUGCUGAUAAAAUGGAGCUGAAUCAUCAGACUGGAGAUCUCACCAUCAAUGACUUCAGACAGAAAAACACAGGAGUUUAUACACUAAGAAUCACCAGAGGAGGAGAAACAUUAGACAAGAGAUUCAGUGUGUUUGUCAGAGGUGAAACACUGAAAGUGGAUGAGGGGAAAUCUGUUGAUCUGAAGACUGAAGUUACUGACAUACAGGGAGUUGAGAAGAUAGAGUGGAGAUUUAAAGAAAACUUUGAUAUUGAAUGUACCCAGAUAUUUAGAAGUGAAUUACCUCUUAUAGCUGAAAUCCAUCCUGCCAACAAAAUCUUUUAUACAUAUAAUGGUUGUAACGGUCUAUUCAGAGGUAAACUGAAGCCAAAUCCUCAGACUGGAGAUCUCAUCAUCAAAGACAUCAGAGAGGAACACACUGGAGUUUAUAAACUGAGGAUCAUCAGAGAUGGAAAAACCUCAGAGAGGAGUUUCAUUGUGUCUGUCAGAAUUACAAAAAAUGAACUGCGAGUGGAUGAGGGGAAAUCUGUUGAUCUGAAGACUGAAGUUAAAGACAUAAAGAGAGGUGAUCUGAUAGAGUGGAGAUCUGGAGAAACUCUCAUAGCUGAAAUCAAUCCUGCCAACAAGAUCUUCAGUACAUAUGAUGGUGAUGAUGAUGAAUUCAGAGAUAAACUGGAGCUGAAUCCUCAGACUGGAGAUCUCAACAUCAAAGACAUCAGACAGAAACUCCCUGGAGUUUAUAGACUGAAGAUCACCAGAGAUGGAGAAACAUCAAACAGGAGAUUCAUUGUUUAUGUCGAGGGUGAAACAAAAGAACUGAAAGUGGAUGAGGGAGAAUCUGUUGAUCUGAAGACUGAAGUUACUGACUUAAAGAGAGAUGAUCUGAUAGAGUGGAGAUUUGGAGAUAAAGAAACUCUAAUAGCUCAAAUCAAUCCUCCCCUCAAUAUCUUCAGGACAUAUAAAGGUGAUGAUGAUCUAUUCAGAGAUAAACUGACGCUGAAUCGUCAGACUGGAGAUCUCACCAUCAAAGCUAUCAGAAAGAAACAUGAAGGAGAUUAUACAAUGAGGAUCAUUAAAGGUAGACAAUCCUCAUACAGGAGAUUCAGAGUGUCUGUCACUGGUACAACAGAAACACUGGAAGUGGAUGAGGGGAAAUCUGCUGAUCUGAAGACUGAAGUUAAAGACAUACAGAGAGUUGAUCUGAUAGAGUGGAUAUUUGGAGAAACUCUCAUAGCUGAAAUCAAUCCUGCCAACAAUAUCUUCAGUACAUAUGAUGGUUAUAAUGGUCUAUUCAGAGAUAAACUGAAACUGAAUCAUCAGACUGGAGAUCUUAACAUCAAUCACAUCAGAUGGGAACAUGAUGGAGUUUAUAAACUGAAGAUCAUCAGAGAUGGAAAAACCUCAAACAGGAGUUUCGGAGUGACGGUCAGAGCUUCUAAGAGAGAAGAUCCAGUGGAGAAGAGAGGAGGAGAUUCAGUGGGGAUAGAGAUGCAGCCGUUGUUGCCUAAUAGCAGUUAGUAGCAGUGAUGUUUCUCCAGUGUAACACCAUCAAUAUUACAAACACAUCAGCAUCACAUCACUUAUAACAUCACCCUCUUAAUAACGAGUUUAUACAAUCCACCUGUGUGUGCUGAUCAACCAGAGGAAAAGAUUGACCUCUGAUUUCAAUAGCUUGAAUAAAUGAAGUUAAUAGAAAGAUAAGUAUGUUAUAAAUAUAAUAAAAGUCAAGUAAAUAAAAUGAAAGUUAAUGGAACACAUCUGUUGUUCACACUGAUCUACAGAUAAACUCUGUUAUUUUAAAUAUAAAUAUCAGCUUUCAUAUCUGUUACUAGAUGCAAAAAUUGUGUACCGCAUGUUAUAUUUGUUGUUUCAUACAGCUAGUACAUGAAACAAAAGCCUAAAUAUCUCAUGUAUAUCUAACAGAUGUACUCCAGCAGUUUUUCACUGACUGAUGUUUGUUGAUAUUAGUUGACAUCAAAAGUAUCUGUCCCUGUGUCCUAGUAUUCAUACUUCACUCAUAUACAGUAUGCAAAACUAUGAGUGGUUAAAUGUGAAUCUGUAGAUGAAACAGUGUUUUAUUGUUAACCUGAUGAUCUGCUGAUCUUCACUUCUAGUUCAUGUCUAACCAGUGGUCAGUUUUCUAUCCCAUAAUGCAACAGGGGUAUAGGAGGCAUCAUAUUCAUGAAGGAAAACAAACAUAAAUACUUGUAAACUUGAGUAAUUUGACUGUUUUGUAGUUGUGUUGUGUUCCUGUAGUUUAAUUGAUACUAGUGUGUGAUGCUAGCAGCAGCUUUAGGUUUAGCUUCUCUCUUAUUGGUUUCUUAGUGAAUAUUAGCAGAUAUAGCUGUGCAUAAAUUAUUUUAUGUUCAAAUGUAUGAGGUACAGGUAACAAAAACAUUAUUCCUGUGGUUAAAUUGCUCUGAUCAACAUAUUUUUUCACAUAUUAUAAUGGAAUGUAAUUAAUACUAAACACUUUUUGAGAAGUAAAUGGUAAUGGUAUUAUUUUAGCUUUUUUAAGCUUUGCCAAAUGUUUAUAUUCUAAAUUCUGUGCCGUGUUUUAUUAUUAUGUAACCACGAUUGCUAUAGUAAAUAACUACUUAUUUACAUUUUGUUACUGUAUAUUAAUAUUGUUUGUGUCAUAGAGACACAUCUUUAAUGUGAUCUGAAUGUAGACUGAAUAUGUUUUCAUGUUGACAGAUGAUCAUCAGUACAAUCCAUGAUACAAUCUUUUGUGUUUUUUUAUUAGUGUGAAACUGCAUGAUGCAUCGAUUUAUAGCACUUAAUUCAAAGCUUGCACUAAACCCCAAAAAAUUUUGAAGUCUUACACUUUAAUCUCUUUUAGUCUGUUUUUCUCUGAACAUCAUGUGUACUGUAACAGCUUUUAUAUGAUACAUCACUCAUGUUAUAAUCCUCUUUUUUUUUUUUUUUUUUUUAAAUAAAAGCAUCUGAUAAAUAAAA
This is a messenger RNA of Paramisgurnus dabryanus, 4599 nucleotides long. RefSeq lists its product as uncharacterized. Lineage: Eukaryota; Metazoa; Chordata; Actinopteri; Cypriniformes; Cobitidae. The record is from RefSeq and is a predicted model, not a curated record.